This is a messenger RNA of Xyrichtys novacula (pearly razorfish), 18648 nucleotides long. The record is from the annotation of a GenBank genome assembly. Lineage: Eukaryota; Metazoa; Chordata; Actinopteri; Labriformes; Labridae.
AACCAGUGGGUGGCAUCAUUGAGACCUUAUCUGAAGUGAUUAAACCACACAGUCCCUUUACCAGAAGUCAUCACUAAUUUAUUGAAGAUACAGAUAGUGUGCGUGAAACUUAAACCAAAUAUCCAAAGAAAUCAUUUGUCAGAUCACCUCGGGUAAUCAUGUUGUCGUGGUAACAUAUCAGUGGCAUGAUCAUACACACAACACAUCUGAUCAGAAAUAUGAACCAGAGACAGUUGGAAAACAACACAGACGAACAAAACCAGAACAAGUAAACAAAACAAAUCAAAUAUGAGUAUGAAGGAAAAACAUUAGCGAUGUGGAAAGUCCAUUGUGUAUGGGCACCAUGACUCAUCAGCUGAGGCUUUCAUAGCUUUGUCCUCUCACAUCCAGACAGAAGCACAUCCAGACUGAUAGCUCAAAAACCUGCAACAGUUCAGCUGCAAAAGGUUAUAAGUUACUGGCAGCAAAUGAACUUACAUUCGGGUGAAGAAGGUUAUUUUCUUCUCUCCAUGAAUUGUAAUUAAUUCUGGACUUUGCAACCGCAGGCAAACAGAAGGAGAUAGGUUUUUAUCAUCAUUCAUGCAUCCUCUGCUUGCUUUUCAAAUGUCUGCCCUAACAUUUGCCAGAGUUCAUAUUUUCUUAUGCAAAUUUCAGGAAAUAUUUUUCAACUAAACUGCCAAAUCAUGCAGGAAAAAGUGUGAUUUUCAUUAUUUUAGAAGGUAUGUUUAUACAUUCAUGCCAUUUCUGUUUUAUCAGAGCAUUCAGAAGAAACAAAAGGCCUUGUUGCCAGGAGCAACACAUGGAAAUUAGCCAUUUGGUUAUCUCUGACUCAUUUAGCUCUUUUCAGUUAUUGUCAAUGUGCGUGAAUAUAAUUUCAAAUUGUAAACAUAAGCAUUAUUUCAUGAUUGUUCAGAUUGUGACAGAUUGCACCUGUAUCUGAUUUAGGUCCAUGAAUAACAGUGGCCUGAUCGGAGUUUAAAGAUUAGAUUUCAUUGGCUAUUCCAUUUAGACUGUCAUGAAAGUGAGAUCUGAGUCACAUAUGAGCGAAAAAAAAAAAAAGAUUAGACCUGGACUAUAUUAGCUCAGAUGGAAGAGCAAGAAGCCCGUAAACCAAAGCCAGAGUUCCCAACAUUCUUGUUGUGUAUACAACUCUUGACAGACGUAGUUGAUGCAAGCCUUCCCCACUCUCUUGUUUCCACAUUUACCAUCUUUUUUUUACAUCCCAAAAAUGUAUUUUUACUUCAAUUCAAUUGUGUUUUUUAAUCUUUAAGAUGGCCUAAAAGGGAUCAAAAAAUUUGUCUUUCACUGUGUCAUAUGUAAGAUGAACUUUGUCCCUUCUGUUGCAACAAAAUACUAAUUAAGAUAAACAUAAAUUAUAAACCUGGUAAAGUAUCUCUAAUGUCUGUUCCAAAUAUUUAUUUACCCACAGAAAUCUACCCCAAUAUUCUUCCACAGGCACGCUUUUAAUAAAAUCUAUUGGGAAAUGGGAAUCUAAUUAUUGGACGAAUCAUUACACAAGUCAUUAUAGAAGAGUGAAUGGCCUGACAUGACCGAUUACCCUGACUGCAAUGAGGACUAUGGUGCUUUUCACCUCAAAAAUGCUCGAACCAUUAGGCCAACUGGAGCCUCUCAGUGUAUUACAAUUCAAGUGUUAGUCCUACUCUAUCACAUUUUGUGUGUAACUUGACUCUGCAACAAUGAAGCAAAACCACAGGAGGAGGUGCAAUUGCUCAAAAAGUGGGAGUGGGAUUAAUUUUUCAUGCUGAUGGAAAUCAAUCCUGUCAUUACAUCAUCACAGGAGUCGAUUCGUAAUGCCACGUAGAAGCUUAUUUCUCCAGUUUGAUAGGAGAUUUCUAAAGAAUACUGAUGAAUCACAGAUGUAUCCUCUGAGAGCGCCUGUUUUUGAAUGAGUUGUCAGCAUUGAAAUUAGGAAGUCAGUUUCAACUGUGAUAAUAACCCCUCAUGAAAAUAAUGUAUUAAAAGAUUAGAAAGUCCAUGAUUGGCAUUUGUCUGGCAGAGUUUGGACUUAACCUCGGGUUGUCUGAAAAAGGUGACUGAGAUUGGCGACAGUGGGCUGCAGCUUGGCUGAGGUCUGACUGGACCCUGGAGCUAAAGGAGAAAGGUGAGAGGAACUCACUUUGUGUUUUACCAAGUAAUCUCAGGGUGCUUCUCCAGCUGGCUUUGAGAUUUCAAAAUAAAAGCAUAACCUUUUGUAAUUAAUUGGAGACAGUUCUAAAUCACAGCUAUGGUAACGUACUCUUAUUAUAAAUGUAAGGAAACAAAGGACUAUCAUGAAAUUUGCAAAAGACAAGGAAACUUCCCCUUUUUCAAAGAAAUUUAGAGAAAUCCAUGAAUUUAUUGUUUGUACUGUCACAGCUUUGUCUGAGUGCUGGAACUUCUUUCAGGCUUCCUCCAUCUGUUUGAGGUCUGAGAACUUCCCCAGAGCUCUUGGCCCAGCAUUUGGAGCGGAGCUGUAGGAAGCCUGACCCGACUCCACGGACUGGAAGAGGACCGAGGCCUCUGGCUGCAGCACAAUUAUCUUUGUCACAGUAGAGUGAGCGGCUGGGCUGCUGGUGAGGCACUGCCAGUGUCUCCUCACAUCUCUUUCAGCUCUCUCAGAGCCCAAGCCAGAGUGCAUGAGGCUGUGAAGGACCAUGCUGCUUUGCAAUUUCUGUAGACUGAGUCACAAACAGGUUUUCCCUCCAAAAGCUACGAUUUCGUUGUUGUUGUUGUUGUUGAGAAAUUACAAAGAGCAUUUUUGGAUGCUCGAAGUCUAGUCACCAGUCUUAAAAGAGAGGAGCCUGUUUUGACUUGCUGAACUUUUAACCGAGUGCUUAAGGCCCUCACUGAUCUUCAUCUGCUGUGUGGAUGUGUCUAUCGGUUGACAGUUGGAACUAUUUCUGCACAGCCACAGGAGGGCCCUGUUUCACUCUGUUUCAAUGAAAACCUGAAACCUCUAUCAGCUGGUCACAGCUUUCAGCAUCAUUAACAUCUGGGCUGGAGUGGUGAAGUAGUGUUUGCAGAAGUUUAUGGGAACAGGAUAACACAGAGUCUGCAUGUCUUUGAAGGGCUUCUUGGGAACAGGAAGUACAACGAUUACCAUAGUUGGCGUGCUUUGGCGUCAAGUCCCUCUCUCUGCUUUUCCUGUUUGGAAUUCCUCAAGGCUUUGUCAAAACCUUGUAUGAUUUCCUUCUGAUAAGGAAAACUGACGGGGAAAGAGGUGGGGUGGUGAUGCUGUGCCAUUUACUCUGUAGAAUAUAAACACUGGGGUGCAAAAACAGCAUUAUUGUAAAGAAGAUAGUCCAUGUAUGGAUGGCAAAACAGCUGAAUGCACUGGAGGCAAUUAGAAAAAGCUGUAGCAUCUUUUUACCUUAUAUGGCGCUUUCCAAAACUUAGUAUGGCUUGUGGUCCACAUUUUCAGCAUUAAAGUCACAAGCUUUGAUGUUUUGAUGGUUUGGCUAAUAAUAAGAAACUAGCCAUCCUCCUGAGGAAAGAAAGAGAGAGUCAAAGUCAAAGGUUUUUAUUAGUAUCAUAUUAGUACAAUCCCAAUAGAUAAAAAAAAAAUGUGGGAUUCUAAUAAGAAAAUGAAUCAAUAAAACCCUGUAUUUGAAUGAAAAUAGUUCACACAAAAACAUAUCUUAUGCUUUUCCUAUCAUCAGGGAUGCUGGCUUUUCAACUGUGCUGUGAUAACAAACUGGGUAAUUCCUCCCAUCGUUCCAGCAGAGAAAGUUGCGUUCAUGAUUUCCAAAAAGCCUGUCAAGUUUUGAUUCAUUAGACUCCAGCACAGUUUUCUGCUUCACUUCAGUUUAUGUUAAAUGUACUCAGCUUAGAAAAGUCUGCAGUGUUACUAGAUUGUGUAAACAUAUGGUGUCAUCGUUGCAUGUUACAGUUUUCACCUGCAUCUGUGUUUGCAGCGAUGCACAGAUGACAGUUUUUGGACAUGGUUUCAAAGUCAUGCAGUGAAAUCUCCAGAUUUCUGCAUCUUCUAACAGUGUUUUACGCUGUAGGUGAUGAAAUCUCUGAGCGCUUUACUAUUUUACACUGAGGAACAUUCAGUCUGAAAUCAUUGAACUAUUUUUUGUACUUUUUCCUGCCAAAUAUCAGAAUCAAAAUGUCUGUUUUGUCAAAAAAAGGAGAAGAUACCGCCUAUCUUCAAACUACAAAUGUUUCUGACAUUUUCUUUUACCUGAAUCAUGUUCUUGCUACAUCCCUUUUUCUGUUGGAGGCAACUUUUUGAAACUGUUCAUGUGUGUGUAACCAACACCCCCAACUUUUUUCCUAUAUAUGGACAGCACAGAGCACAGAAGUGGGUAGAAUGAGAACAGUUAAGCUGUACUUGAUGCACGGACCAUCGAUCAAGUUGCUUUUAUCACCAGGGGACAUAAUUUAUGUGCCUCUCACCAUGUGGAACUACUUACGCAUUCCCCUUCAUGUAACUCCUUCCUUACAUUCUUUCUCUGACCAACUCUGUGUGAAAUGUGUCCAUGUAAAACCACAACAUAUAAACUCAUUUAUUAGAUGGAAAACUAUUACACAACAAUUGUUAUUGAAUUUACAAUAGGAGCUUACUUCAGAGGAAUAAUUGGGUUUUUAUCAAAGUAACUUUUCAGCUCAAAUGCUUCCUGAUGCUGAUACGUAUUUCUUUGCUUACGUUUGUAACUAUAUACAUUUUUAUGGUUUAAUAGCAGUAGGUGCUAUAUUUUAGAGACAAACAAAUGUAGAGUACAAUGCCUUUUUUUUUACUUGGGCUUGGUUUAACUUAAUCUUACUGGGCUCUACUAAGCGGGGGUAUGUCCGGAAGGGUCCCAUGACUGGCUAUUUGGGCAAAAAUUAUUUAUCUGGAUAAUGAUGCGAUAGGUGUCCAGUAGUUUUCUUUACAUGUUUAGCAUGGUUGUUGUUGUUAUUUUCAAGGAAGCUGCACAUGGCUAUGAUGUUAUAAGCGUGAGCCGACGUGAGCCAGGACGUCACAGGUUUGACUGUUUUCAGCGUUUUUGUACUUUAGACGAAAGCGGGACUAGCAGAGCGUUUACAACAUUUCCACUCUGGAGAGGGUUUUCACUUUGUUACGUUUUCAUCUCCUGAAAACGCAGUUGCCGUCUAAACGGACUCCCCUAAACGAAACGAAAUUUUUCCGUUUUCUAUGGAGACCGUUUCCGUCUAAAAGUGUCCUUUAUGCCCGUGUUAGUUUUGUCCAGUGUGGACAAAUUGAUCCCCGGCAUGUCUUUGUUAACCUUUCCCUGUACAUUUGUGUUUUGUCUUUUGUAACAGUCAUAUGUAUCCCUCAUAGACAGUCUUCACUGCAGAAGCUCUGAACAAAAGCUGAUAGUGCAGGACAUAAAUAAGGACCUAUCUUACACUUACCCUUCUGCAGAGUUUUGGGAUAUUAAAAAUAGCUAUAUAAAUCUGAUCAAUCUUUAUGCUGGUUGACUUCUUUGCUUUUUAGGGCCAUAAAAAAGCUUAAGUGUUAUUUCUUGUCCAUUUCAUGACAAGUUCAAAACUCCUUACAGGAGCUUUAACUGAAGAUGAAGUUCACACGCAGACAUCUGUGAUUCAGUACAAUUACAGGCAGGUCUGUCUAGUAAUGCCUUCGCUCUGUUGUCUGUAUGCCUUGCAUGCAGCAAACGCUGUCUGUGGAUCUGUGUUUACAUGUGAAAUUUCUAAAAAUGGAUAUUAAUUUUCUUGUGUGAAAGCCUGUGUUUGCUCCAGGCGAGGAAGGGCAAGUUUGUUUAUGAAGCACAUUUCUGCAACAAGGACAUUUGAAGUACUUUAGAUAAGCAAAAGCAAAACAAACAGCAAACCAAAAUAUAACGAAAAAGCAUGAUAAGGAUUAAGACAGGAAAUAAAACAUCUUGAACUGAGGCUUAGAAAAAAAAGCAAUUGAAACCAUAACAGAAAUAGUGAAGUGAUAAAAAGCUAAAGUAGCCAUGAUAAAACUUGUCACAAAAUAAUCAGAUAUAGGUCUUCGGCCCUGAUUUUACAAACUAAAAAAUUCAGCAGACCUGUUGUUUUCUUCAAUAUAUGAAGUACAGAAAGUGACCGCUUCUUUUCCAUGUUUGGUUCUGACUCUGGGACAGAAAGCAGACCUGACCCAGACAACUGGAGUGGUCUGGAUGGUUUGUGGAGAAUAUCACGUAUAUGCUUUGGCCCCAAAAUAUUCAGCUCCUUAGAAACUGGCAAAAGUAUUUCAGAAAUUACUCUCUGACGGACAGGGAGCCUUCGUAAGUACUUCAGAGCCAAUGUGAUCCACUCUCUUGGUUUCGAUGAGAACUUCAGCAGCAAUGCUCUGAAUCAGCUGCAGUUGUUUGUUUGACUUUUUGAGAAACUUGUUGAUACUGUAAUCAAGUUGAAUGAUGAUAACGCAGAGCAUGAGCUUUGAGUCCUUUUAAGUUCAUUUAUUCUUGAUUUCUAAUGAUACUCAUAUGCCAGCAUUAAGGGCCUCACUUUGUUUUUUAGGAUCCCACGACUGGAGUCCAAGACUACACUCAAAACUCUGGCUCGAUCUGUGAUUUUCCACUGGAAUUGCCUGAAGCUUUGAAGGCACAGGUUUGCUCGCUGAAAGAUGUGCUACACUGAUCAGUCAUAACAUCAUGGCCAUCUGCCUUAUAUCUUGUGUGGACUGUGUCUGGAUGAGACUCCACCAGACCUGUAAGGAUGUGUUAUGGUAUCUGGCGUCAAGAUGUCGGCAGCAGAUCAUCGAAGGUAAAAAUCAUGGAUGCAUUGCAAUGACGCGAGGUAGUAAACAAAACCUUGAGAGACAAAGAAAGGAUGUAAAAAGAUGAAACUUUCCUAUCCAACAAAUAAACAAUACAGAGUUGUAAGAUCCAGUUAGCCUCUUGUGAACCCAUUUCUGUGGCAAUUUGCAUCUUUUAAUUCAUUCAUUUGAGAGUUGGGGAGUGAUUUUUUUGUUGUGUCUUCCCCUUGUUUCUCACUCUGGCUCCUCUGGCAUGUGCGCACCUGCACCUCAUCUCUAAUCACAGCUCCCACUUAAGCACUGCUGAGAGGCUCUUCAGCGUCAGAUGAUUCCAGCUUCUUUGGGGUAUCAGACCGACUGACAUGAGAGUCUAAAGUUUGUAUAAAAUCGCUAUUUUUGUGAAUUACCUUUUGCUUACCCCGCUCUCCUUUUUUCUCCUCCACGAGCCCAUUCUGCUGAGCCUCAACCUCUGCCACGCUGCCAACACUCUCGCACCGGAUCACUCUCUCACCUCAGAGCCUCCUCACACCCCGGACCUUAGAUCACUUCCCUACCUUCACCACCACAAACAAUAAACCUUUCAAAACUUCCUCUGCAUCCGAUCUGCUCUUGGGUUCAGCUUUAAAAACACCAAUUAGGGAAUCGUUACAAUUUCAGCUGAUUUGAUUAUAAAGCUGAUUGGGGGCGUGUUCUGUGAAAUCGCCUAGUAGAGCUUUAUGGUAGGUUGACCUGCAGUUAGGCCCAUGUUGUCUAACAGCCAUCUCUGAAUAAUGGAUCCAACAGUUUUGUUCUUGCAGGGCAUGGACCAACACUGAUGGUAGGAUAAACAAACAUUGUGGACCUCCAUCUAACUUUGUGCCUCCCUUUAACUGUUGUCGUGUUUGUUGUGCACAUUUUUUCCACAUGACAGUUCGUAGAGUGUGUGCUCAGCUGUCCUCACACAACAGCAGAGCUGAUUGUUAAUACUGAACAUGUUUCAUAUUUACAAUUUCAAAUAGGUGUGGCUUCAAUCACAGUUCAGGGGGAGUGAAACCACACUCACAACUCAAAUCUGGCACAAUAAGCUUUAGAGGAACCAUCAUCAAGCCUAGAGGGGGGAAAUCAGGCUUCAUAGUCUUGGAGGGUGUGCCCAACUUCAGUUACCAACUUAUUGGAGAUGCAAGCAAGCUACCUGCAGCAAUCAGUCUUAGUAAGUUAGAUGUGAGCUGCAGUGAGCAUCCGGGUUUUUUCCACCCGUUUUCAAGGUGUUGCAGCAAUCCUCUAAUAUUUCAGUAAAUAAAUAACUGAAGUCAGAUUUAGAUCUUCUUUUCUUUUCUGUUGUUUCAUCCAUGCUGGAAUUAUCAGGUGAAUAGGAAACCUGCAGACCCUCUGCAAGGGUGAGUGUUUUCAAAAAGCUAAAUGACCCUACUUUUAGUGAAACUGCUCUCCAACUUUUGAGGCCAAUCCACUAGCCUCUAAGCGAGGGUAGAUGAAACUUCACUGGACAAUCAUUUAACAAAAGAUAAACCAGAGCACACCUAAAAGACACACCCAACCAGUAGCAUUCACAUAUCAAAAGAAUUAAAGGUGUCAUUUACAAGUGAGGUCCGCUGCUGGUCACAUGGUCCCUCUUCUCCGGUUUCAUUCAAAGAAACUUUACCCCGGAAGUCCAACCUUUGAAAAAGAAAAAAAAAAAAAAAAAAACACUUCAAUGAUUUGUCCUUACACAUGUUUGGUAAUGAACACACACACAAAGCUGCCAUACUGGCUUUUCUUGAUUCCUGCUGUGACUCUGGCAGUGAGGAUCAACCUACGUUUGGCUGAGCGUCAAAAGGGGAAUACUUGUUUGUGAGGAUAAAAUGACUCAAAGGAGCUGACAGUGGGAAUUAUGUUCUGAAAGUGGAAAGACAGACAGGUAAAGUGUGUUUUAAAUCUUUUUUUGUGUGCUUCUUUUAUCUCUAUCCACCUUAUUCCUCUCUGUUUCUCUUCAGCUUGGAUGUUUUGUCUCGCCCACAUGUUUCCAACUGUCUCUUUUGUCUUCUAUCGCAUGCGUUUCUGUGUCUCCCCCCUCUGUUCUGAGCAUAGUGGGACAAAGGGAGCUGGAUAUGUGUGUUUUUAAUUGGCCUUCCGAUAAAGCUGCCUGUUUCCUGUGUACGGUGGGGCCGUGAGUGGGCUGUGAUUUGUAGGGGCAGUCUGGAAGUAGAGGCUCCUCCUGUCAGCAUCUGUGAGGAGCUUCAUGCUUGUAAAACUGAAUACAAAACAAACCACAACCAAGAAGACGGACUGAUGAGUGCUUAUCUCAAACUUUAAUUUAACUCUUUAAGGAUGGACAAGGAUGGCGAGAAGCAGAAGACUUUUGUAUCAACUUUCCGUUUGGCCCUCAAGCCUCAAACUCAACUGCUCUGUGUGAAGAAGCAGAAGGAGGAUGGAGUGGACACUCCUGACAGGACGUUACUGGGAAACAACAAACAGGGAGUCUUAUCAGCAACAGGUAAACAGGCAGUACGCUGAUUUUUGGACUUUUUAUUAGCGUGUUUUAAUUUUUAGAGUAAACAAACUCACCUCAUCUAACAUUCAGUUUAGAAAUGACCUAAUUUGAUCCUAUCAACCAGGGAUUUUUGCAUUUUGUAGUAGGUAUUAUACAGCUGUCUCCUAUGAGGCUUGGCAGACUUUACUGUAGGUGCAACUCCCUGUUAAACUCUAUUAUUAUGUGUGCUGUCAGAAAUGUCCUCAAGCACUAACGAUACUAUGGCAUGGCAUGCAGUGUGCUCCUUUUUUUCUUUUCUUUUUUUCACCUAAUGCACACACACACACACACACACACACACACACACACACACACACACACACACACACACACACACACACACACACACACACACUAACACACUCACUCAGACUGAUGGCAUUCCUACAUUCACUGCUGACCACCCAUCACCCACCCUGCCGGACAUUCCAGCGCUAACAAACACAUGUGCAAACACACAUGUGUGUGUCGGCGAGGGGGUGGGGAUCUUGUAAACAUCAUGUCACAAUCCUCAAAACGCACAACUGGAACACACUCCAGUGGAUACAACAAAGAGUGACUGAUUGACUCAAUACAACACAUACGUACAUCUUUUCUACUGUCCCUUUUUCUACUGACACAUCCUUUGACAGUAUUUAACCUACUCAAAUCUUAAAGCAUAUCCACUGUAUAAUUCAAAGUAUUGGGUACACAUACUAAAAAACUCUUUGGUUGGACCUCUGCCGGCACAAAUCAUGUUGGCAGCAGGUUAGCUGUAUUGAUUAUUAAAUAAAUCAGGUUACAAGAAAUGCUAACUCUUGUAUCAUCACCCUUUUUGUGCCUUUACCUGUUCAACGCCCCCUCUCUCUCUCUUCAGCUUGUUAUGUGUAAACUGUAAACCCGCUUAUGUACACAAGGUUGUUUCCUGAUAAGACCAACUUCUGAAACCCUCAAAGAUGGAAACAUGUACACAGUAGGGGUCAAAAUUCAUAGUCUUGCUGAUCAGAAAAUAUAAGAAUAUGUAGGAUAUAAAACACAAAUUUCUUCCUUACUCAGUGUUUGUCUGUUCUACUGGUACUUUAUAUGUCAUUAAGGUGGAUAAGUUAUGUAAAUGAAACUGCCAGGUUCUGCUCCUCAAGUCCCUGGUCCAUUAAUAAGUUCCUUCCCCUGAGCAGGGGCUUUUUAAGGGGUAGAUCUUUUACCCCAGAACUAAAGUUAGACCCGAGUACCUGCAGUCAAAACGAGCACAGACAGUUCCUUAAAAGUUCCUGCAGCCAAAGAGCACCUAUAGUGCCUUUCAAGAACAAGCCAAUUAUAAGCAGAGAUUAGGAGCGGCUGUUUUGCGACAUAGCAUUAGCAAUGGGUGAUAACAGAUGGAUGGAAAUGUGGCAUGUUAGCUACAGUCGACUAUUUUUAGAGUUUGUGUUGAUCUAUUUCCUGCAAUGGGUGCUUAUUGUUGCAACAAGUCUUGUUUCUAUGCUAAACAGCCAUCCCUUAGCUUUGAGAAUAACUGAGGGCAUCCAAGCUAGUUUUUUUAUGCUAACUGCUAACUCUAAAAUAGCUAGCUAUAAACCUUUCACUCUUUAUGUGACUUGACUUCGUCUACACAUCUACCUACAAACUACAGAUUCAUACAAUUUGUUCAACUACACAGUAGGUUAUUUACGAGUUCAUGAACUGCAUUAUUUCCUGGGCAGAAAGGCAUGUAAAGCGGUUUUGCAUGACACAUCAGUGCCUCUGAAAUAUUAGCUUGUGAUUAAUUAUCUAAUGAAGAGUAUCCGCCCUUAUUGGUCUGCGGUGUUGAAAACAAUGGUGAAAACUCUCUGCAUUCCAGCGAAACAUUAACAAAAAAAAUUGCCUAUUGUCCCUCUUCUCCCCUUCUGUUCAGACGCCAGAUUGAAACCCGUCCAGACGCUGGACAAAGCUCACUUCAAACAAGCACUCAGCGACCGAACACUCUGUAAAGGAAGGGAUGCCACUCUUCAAGGUGUUAUCACUGGAAGUCAGCCUGUGAGCGUUUCCUGGCAACACAAUGGUAAAUGACUGAUUACUAUACAUUCAAAGUACGAUUUAAAUACCUCCAACCUACUUUCCAUUAAGAGCCAUGAAACCUUGCUUGAAUAUAUGCGAACUAAAGCUCCAUAAGUGAAAACAGUCUGAAUACUUCCAUAGAGGAGAAUGCUACUGAUAAAUAGUCAAACAGGGAGAACCAUGACAGGUUUAACCUUACUUCAUAUCGAACGUAUAUAUAGAUCAGUGUGCAUUAAACCUGCUUUACUGUUUUCAAUCCAACAGCAGCAAAGGAAAUCCCCAAAGAGAGCAACCAUGAAGGGCACAGUGGAGACGCAGUUAAGGCUGCGUCAUCUAAAAACAAGAACUCUUCAGCGUUUGAAGGGAAAACACGGAAAAGAGAAGAAAAUAACAAAGGUUGAUCAGACUUUCUUAGAGUUUUGACAUUUCUUGUAGUUCUGUUUUUCUCGUUUUUCUUCAAAUGCAGUCUUUUUGCAUGCCACUGCAACCCAACUUGAAUGCUCUCGUCUGAUUGGUUGGACUCUUUUCAAUUUUGCUAAUUGCAGCACACACACCUGUUAGUCCACCUGCAUCCACAGUCUCCCCAGACAUCAGUGAUACUAGUCCUGACAGAAAAGACUCCACAAGCAAAGGUAGGUCAUAAGAAACUGACAUAAUAGCUUCUGAAACAAUAGUUUCUGACUCUUCAGGUGUGGUUUACUGAUUCACAUCACUCUGCUUCAUCUCAGUACCUCCGGUAGAGUUUGUGGACCCACUUGAGCAGGUAGAGGUUCAUGUAGGAGAGCAGGCCUGGCUACACUGUGAGUUCAGGAGCAGCUCUGUCCCUGUGGCUUGCUGCUGGAUUUUCAACAAAGACAAGGUUAAAAACAACAGAGCCCUUCUUGUUUUUACUAUUUUUGGAUGUAUUAAUUUUAUCCUAACCCAGCGACUGGAAGAAUUGUGUCCUUGUUUGCUCUUCAGGUGUUGGUAGGAGGGCCGAGAAUGUCUGUGAAGAGCAGUGAGACACAAAGCAGUGUGAAGUUUUCAAAGGCCUGUUCAGAGGACACGGGCUCGUACACUAUCAUAGUGCGGAACAGAAAAGGCUCUGCCCAACAUACUGUGUCCCUCAGCGUCGUAGGUGAGCACCACUUAAGUCUGCUAUCCAUUAUUUUGAUAUAUUGAAUUUUUAAAGUGACUUCUGUGAAAACGACAGUAUUUUGUUCACAAAUUUCUCCCCAGACCGGCCAGACCCUCCUGCAUCUCAUCCUGUUGUUUCCCAGCUGUCCAAACAGUCCCUGGUGCUGUCCUGGACAGGUCCCAGCUAUGACGGAGGCACUGCUGUAUUAGGCUACAUAGUGGAGGUCAGACCAGAGAAAGGCCCAGCCGAGCAUGGGAGCUGGACUGAAAUCGCGAGCCGCUGUAAGAGCACAUCUUACCACGUCCGCUCAGGCCUGGAGCCUCAGGGUCAGUAUCGCUUUCGUGUCAGAGCGUACAACUCGGCAGGGGUCAGCGAGCCAAGCCAGGAGUCUGAGUGUGUCAGGAUGGCAAGUGCGAGUAAGUGAUCUGAGGAAAGGUUUCAGGGGUUUUCAGGUGUCUUUCAGUGCCAUGUACUUACUCCUCAACUUUAUGUGUUUGAAGAGCCAAAGAAGGAAGAGCCUGAGCAGUACGUCACUGUGACCAUUGACACCAAACACAAGGUCAAGGAUCAUUACAGUGUGCAUGAGAAGCUGGGAGUGUAAGUAUGGGUUCAUUAUAUUUCAAAGAUGGAUGAAACUUUAAAUCAAGAUUAUUUUUAUGAGUCUCUUAUUUGUUUGUCUGGAUCGAAUGUUGCAGUGGGAAGUUUGGUGAGGUGUUCCGGAUGGUGCACAAAGAGACGCGUCAGGAGUGCGCUGGGAAGUUUUAUCGAGCCCGGACUUCGAAGGAGAGAGAAGCAGCUCGCAAAGAGAUCCAACUUAUGAACUGCCUUCACCACCCAAAGCUGGUCCAGUGUUUGGCUGCAUAUGACACACGCCCAGAGAUGGUCAUGAUCAUGGAGUAGUGAGUAAAGCUUUAAUUUAAUUAUAUUUGGUCUUUGUUUUUGGAGAUGAAGCUGAAGAUACUAAAAAGGUGUCGCACGUUUCUUUAAAGCCCUUUUGAGGAGAAUUUAACUGGUUUUGAAAUGGACUGAAAUAAGAAGCGAUGCCUCUUUUUAAACAUCCAAAAUCAAACACCACCAUCAGUGGCAAUUAGAGCAAAAAUAAGGGAAGAUAUUAGAUGUAAUGAUUUGCACCUAGGGGGCACCAAAGUCAACCAUUAACAAUGUUCACCAGUAUUUUAUGGUGAUAAUAAACUAAUAUUCCUGGCCCAGAUGGGGAAAUCGGAUUUUAUUAAAGUUGUUCAAUAUGUGAAGAGGGGCUUUAUUAGUGUUGUUUCUAUGCCCAGUAUUGCAGGUGGGGAGCUCUUUGAACGCAUCGUUGAUGACAACUUUGAGCACACUGAGCCCACCAGUGCCCGCUACAUGCAGCAGAUCCUGGAGGGCAUGCAGUACGUUCACAAGCAGAAUAUCGUCCACCUGGACCUCAAACCAGAGAACAUAGUCUGCGUGGACACAACUGGCACAAGGAUCAAGAUCAUUGACUUUGGCUUGGCCAGUAAACUGGGUGAGUUUGCUGGAUUUGAGGAAACAGUCACAUCGUGAUCUCAGUAGGAACCCUCAGUGGGACUUAAAUUUAACUUUUAUGGUCGCCCACAAGGGAGGCCGAAUAAUGCUCCCUGUGUGCAUUGAAAUGAAUGAUAUAUCCUGUGAGUUUUCUCGAAAAGUCACAAUACAGGGAAAUCUAACAGUCCUUAAAAGGGAGGAGUCGAUGCAUUUGUACCAAAUAUGGGAAAUGAAAUGUUUUCUCUUAUGGUUCACAUAGUCACAAAACAUCCCUGCUGUGUAAAACUUUUAGGUAAUAGACAUGCAUUAGCUUACUUUGCUGCGCUCUCAGCUAGUUAAAAUCAUAGUGUUUCUCCUAUAUUCCUAGAUAUCAACCCAUUACAUAAUAAGUCCCUAAAAAGAAAACAACCUCAACUCCAUAUAUGCGGUAAACCCCAUGAAGCCAACUCAGGCAGAAAAUUUGGUGACGCUCCAAAGGCAGCGACUCAAAACUUGGUGGUCUAUUUAGAGAAGCCUAAAGCUGUCUGGAAACAGACUAACACAAACAGACACAAACAAAACAUUCAGAGGGACAUUCUGAAUUUUCUGAGUCUGUUUUUUUUUCCUGUGUUUUCGCUUUCUUCAGAGGAGGGUAAACCUCUGAUGGUGAUGCACGGCACGCCAGAGUUUGUGGCCCCUGAAGUGAUCAACUAUGAGCCUGUGGGCUUGGAGACGGACAUGUGGAGCAUCGGGGUCAUCUGCUUUAUCUUGUAAGUGGCACAAAGGGUUUGGUCAUUUAAAGUGUAACCACAGAAACAUGUUUAAAAAGAAAAAAAAAAGAGAGCCAAAAUUCCAAGUACAUUGGUGUUUAUAGUUUAUCUUUUGCCAAUAGGAAAAUUAUAAAAAAUUUAUGUAAAAGAUCCUGAAAGCCAAAGGAAUACUAUCUUGCAUUAUUCCACUCAAGGAGAUUUUAAAUUAAAAUUAAAGUGUAGUUUAAGUAGUCUGGUCCACAAAUGCAGAUUUAGUGCCAUCUCCUGGCAUAAUGGUGUUACUACAGCCCCUAAACAUAGCACCUGUACCAAAGACUAGUUCUUCCAAUGCACAUAUAGUUUAAACAUAACAUAGAUGGGGGAAAUAUGCAUAAUAUUGUUGCAUCUGGAUGAACAACAGGUUAUUUGGGCUGAUAGGAACAUCAAUUGGCAUUUUUUUUGUGUGUCCAGGCUCAGUGGAGAAUCACCUUUCCAGGGAAACAGUGAUGCGGAGACUUUGGCUCUUGUGACCGCCGCACGCUACGAGUUUGAUCAGGAGAGUUUUGAUGACAUCUCUGAUCAAGCUAAAGACUUCAUCAGCUCCAUGCUGAAGAAAGACAGGAGGUUGUUCAAGUUUCUUCUAUCUCUUCUUUUUUAAUGAAAAUUCCCACAAUGUUUGACAUGAGGACCACUAUGUGGGAAAAAAACACAGCUAGAUCUAGCACCAGUGAAAUAAGCACUGGAGAAAUAGAUGAGGGUGCAUUCAUUAUCUCUAGUUGAUAAUGUCACGUUAGGAGUUACUCAUUUCUUGUGACAUUUCAAACCACUUACAGGUAAUUUGCAUCUUGCCAAACCAUUAGGUAAGCUUUUCAAGUGAGUCAAGGAGAGUUUAAUUUAUGUACCAGAUAAUCCAGAUUCAUCACAGUAAACCCGGAAGACGGCUGUCAGGAUCUGACUCCUUCUCUAUUCACAUGCACUCUAGAUGCAGGUUGUCAUCUACUGAGGCCCUCGCCCACCCUUGGAUGGUCUCUUUUACCCCUCUGAGCCGGAGACCCACUAAGUCCCUCAACAAGGGGAAGAUGAAACACUUCCUAGCCAGACGCAAAUGGAAGGUAACGCAUGAGAAAUGACCACAGCGGCCGGCUUAGAAUAUGCCAGAUGUACAGUUUCCUUAUCAGUCUUUGCCUAUGUCUUUUAUCCUACAUUGACCUGAAGCUUGGCUAUGAGUACAUCUUGUCAUCCAGUGCCAUUUGUCCUUUUAACUUCUAGAAAACUGGAAAGGCUGUUUUGGCCCUACAGCGGAUGGCUAACCUCUCUAACAGGCCAGACUCCCCUGGCAGCUCCUUAGAGGGUGAGACAGAUAAAAAGACUCACAUAUUCAUGCAUAUGCAAUGUCCUCUAAAGUCCUACAGCUAUGUACAUAUGGCAGAUGACUCACACUUUGAGAUUGUCAUUUCAAGUUUAACGUUUUGUGAUCAGUAAAGCCUUGUUUCCCUUUAUCCCUCUCUAUCUUCCCUCUCAUCCAGAGCCAGGCUGGAGCCAAGAGGCAGAGGAGGCCAUCCGGUCACUGGAGAAGCAGCUACAGAGUGAACCCCGCUUCCAGCAGGCCCUGAAGGACAUUACCCUUCCCAAAGGAGCGUCUACUCAGCUUACAUGUAUUGUCAAUGGUAGGGCGACAGAACUGUGGCACACUUCAUCAAAUAAUGUAACACUAAGGCCUGAAGCUAAAAAUGAUAACUGUUUGAAAUGUUCUUGUUAAAGAGAGCUAAACACAUUGAAUCACCAUAAUUCAUAUGAUUGAAUAUACAAUGACUCAGAAACCAUGUAUUUGAAAUUAUAUCUAAGGCAGAUUCAUCGAGGUAAACACCAAAGUCUCCUACUUUUUUGUAGCUUUCCAGUUAAUGAAAUCUAUCUAUUUUACAAGCACCACUUGAAUUAUUUUUUUCUAUGUGCUUCUUUGUUUUGCAUUUUUUUCUUACACACGAAAAGUUAACUGGUCGCUUAGCAACUCUGUGGGGAGCGUUAGCAGUAUUUCUGGUGUUAGCUUGUAGAUUAAGCUAACUAGCUGGUGUUCACUGUGGUUUGUAAUGUUGGUAUACUUUCUUUAAAGACAGCCUACUAGUGUUGCAUCAAAUUCAAGGGUGUUUUCACGAAAUAAUUCAUAUUAUUGAGUAUACUAUAUACAAUUCAUAUUAUUGAAUAUACAAUGACUCAGAAACCAUGUAUUUGAAAUGAUAUUUAGGCAGACUCAUCAAGGUAAACACUAGUCUCCUCGACUUUUUUGUAGCUUUCCAGUUAACGAAAUCUAUCCAUAAGUUUAAAAAGCUGUAUUUUACAAGCACCACUUAAAUAACUUUUGCCAAUGUGUUUUGAUUGUUUCGCGUUUUUUUCUUACCCAUGAAAAGUUACCUGGUCGCUUAGCAAGCCUGCGGGGAACCGUUUUUCAGGUUAGCUGGUGUUAGCUUGUAGGCUAAGCUAACUAGUUUUAUUCACUGUAGAUUUUGAUGUUGACAAACUUUCUUUAAAGACAGCCUAUAAGUGUUGCAUCAACACUUUAACCACUGGCAGCUUUUAAGCUAGCUUGAAUUGAAAAGUAACUGCUAUUUUAAGUGUAAGAAGCUAGAAGGCCAAGUAAUUGAUUAGCAUAGGGAACAAAGUGAAUAACCGUGAUUGCGUAGGUUAUAUCAACCUCUAACUACCUUUGCUUCUUUCUAUUUUCUUCAAAUACUGUUAUUUCUGUCUCCAAAACACGACAGUCACACUCGAGGCGUCAAAGUAGUAUUUCACAGACCAGUGGGUGCUUUCCCAACUGUGGUUAUGUUCAUUUUGUAAAGUCUUUGGUGUGAAAGAAUUUGGAGAAAAGACAGAUUAUUAUGUUGCUUAAGUCUCCUCUACUGUUGUGUAGCCUUCCAGUUCAUGAAAUCUAUCUUUUAUAUUUACAAAACUCUAUUUUACAAGGACACAAACACAUUAGCCACUGGCAGUUUUUACACUAGCUCGAAUCAAAAUGUAACUAUUUUAAGUGUGAGAAGCUAAGGGGCAAAGUAAUUGAUUAGCAUAGGCAACAAAGUGAAUAACCAUAUAACCGUGACUGCGUAGGUUAUAUCAACCUCUCACUACCUUUGCCUCUUUCUUUUUUCUUCAAAUGCUGUCAUUUCUGUCUCCAAAACACGACAGAGUCACACUCUAGGCGUCAAAGUAGUAUUUCACAGACCAGUGGAUGCUGUCCUAACUGUGGCUAUGUUCAUCUAGUAAAGUCUUUGGUGUGAAGGAAACUGGAGAAAAGACAGAUUAUUAUGUUGCUUAAGUCUAAAAUCAAACAAGUGAGAGAUUUCAGUUUAAUUAAACCCACAAGAAAAGGGAAAUAUAAAGUGUGGGUAAUACUGGUAAAGUUGGGUGUUGGAUUGAUGUUAGACUGUUUUUCUUAUUCUACAUUGAAGUUUCUUGUUCUUGUUUUCAUUCUAGGCUACCCACAACCUGAGGUAAAGUGGCUUCAAAACCAGAAGCCAGUGUCUGUAUCGGGCAGAGUGACCAUGGAGCAACAUGAAGGACUCUGUGCUCUGGUUGUGGCUGAUUUGAAGCCAUCAGACUCGGGGGUUUAUGUUUGCAAGGCCAGCAACAAACUGGGGGAAGCAAUGUGUUCUGCCAAACUGAGAGUGGAGGAGACGACAUAAGAUUCCCUUCAUUUCACUGAAGAAUCCUUGGAAGUAAACCGAUUUAAUGAAGUUUGGACUUUGUCACAUCACGGAAAGGUGGUCAAUUCACUACCACACAAAAGGGUGCUUCUACAUGAUUUCAAGGCAAACAGUGUUUUGUUGUGCUCUGCCAUCAUAAAAAGAAUAAGGUUUUGACACACCCAGACCGUUUUGAUUCACAACUCACCAUUACUAGUGCACUUACUUAAGUUUGUAUUUGUAUUUACUGUAUGUGUUCAAGUAAUGAAUAUGGUUUUGUAACAUUACUUCUGAUGUAAUAUAAAAUACAGCUGUACAUAAGCUCAGCAAAAUUAUUAGGUCACAGAAAUUGUACAUUUUGCACAUUUUGUUAUGGUUGUGUUCUUAUAGCAUUAAUAUUAAAGGCUGAAUUUUACAAAAUA